Molecule: messenger RNA, 3622 nt
Organism: Cheilinus undulatus (humphead wrasse)
Lineage: Eukaryota; Metazoa; Chordata; Actinopteri; Labriformes; Labridae
Product: gastrula zinc finger protein XlCGF57.1-like
Exons: 2
Coding region: 153-1586 (477 amino acids)
Biological process (GO): regulation of transcription by RNA polymerase II
Cellular component (GO): nucleus
Molecular function (GO): DNA-binding transcription factor activity, RNA polymerase II-specific; RNA polymerase II cis-regulatory region sequence-specific DNA binding
Source: RefSeq, a predicted model, not a curated record
CAGUCAUCCUAGCAGCAGUGUCUCCGUUGUUUAUCAAUCAUUAAUAUUGUAUUAAACACUCUGGCUACACUCGGAGUAAUGAAACACUAUCAGAGUGUCUCAGUAUAGAACAGAAUCCAUCAUGGAGUCAGAAAACGGAGUUACGGAGUGAGAUGAGCGGAGCUAAGUAUGCUAACGGAGCUAGCCUGGGAGCUAACGGCCGACUGUUACUGAGCAGCAGAGAGAUGGAAAAAUACAUCCAGGAGGUGGUGGUGAAAGAUGAAGAGGUUCUCCCGGAGCCACAGGAGAGGAGCUCCAGUCUGAACCAGGAGGAGCCACCAGAACCAGAACACAUAAAAGAGGAACAGGAAGAACAGUGGAUCAGUCAGGAGAGAGGGGACCUUCAAGGAGCAGAGGAGGAUGACAUUAUCAUGUUCACAUUUAAUCCUGCCUCUGUGAAGAGUGAAGAAGAGGAUGAGGAGAAACCACAGAUCUUAGAGGUUCAUGAAGACCCAAAUGGAGAGAGCAGAGACACAGAGUAUUUGAAGACAGAAGUGGACAGAGACUUUGAUCCUGACAGUCACUUAGAACCAGUUACUCCUGAUGAGCCUUUACACCUUUCUGGAUUUGAUACUGAUGACAGUGCUGAUUGGGAGGAGAGUGAUGGACCUCAUGAACAUUUUAACCCUCUGCAAAAGAGAGGCAUAGCUCUUAGUGACAGGAAGUGUAACACUGGUGACACAUCAGUAAGCUCUUUUGAAUGUGCUCCAAAGUGUGGACAAAAGAAACGACAGAAGAAACACCAUGGAGAUAAACCAUUCAGUUGUUCAGUUUGUGGUAGGAGAUACCUUGUUAAGAAAAAAUUAAAACAACACAUGUUGCGUCAUUCAGUAGAGAAAAGUUUCAGCUGCUCAGUUUGUCAGAAAAGUUUUAUCUGGAAAGUAGAGCUGGUGAGGCACAUGGUAGUCCACACAAGUGAGAAACCAUUCAGUUGUUCAGUAUGUGGUAAACAAUUCAAACGACAUGGGGCCCUAAAGAGCCAUUCUAUUAUACACACAGGGGAGAAACCGUUUAGUUGUUCAGUUUGUGGUAAGAGAUUUUAUGAACUUGGAAAUCUAAGAGCACAUGCAGUUGUCCAUACAGGAGAGAAACCUUUUAGUUGUUCCGUUUGUGGCAAAAGGUUUUCUCAUCUUGGAAAUAUGACAAAACACUCUGUUGUCCACACAGACAAGAAACCAUUUACUUGUGCAGUGUGUGGCAAAAGUUUUUCUCAACAUGCACAUCUCAGGGCACAUUCUGUUACCCAUACAGGGGAGAAACCAUUUAGUUGUUCAGUUUGUGGAAAAAGUUUUUCUCAUCAUAGAUAUCUGAAGGCACACUCUGCUGUCCACACAGGGGAGAAACCAUUUAGUUGUUUAGUUUGUGGUAAAAGUUUUUCUUCUAAUGGAAAUCUAAGCAGACACUCUUUUGUCCACUCAGGGAAGAAACCGUUUAGUUGUAGUGUUUGUAAUCGGACAUUCACUCGACUUCAGCAUGUUAGGAAACACAAGUGUGCUAGUGAGAGCAGUCAAAAUGAAAACAGAUCUCAAGAUACUCAUCAAAUGUGACUUUCAAGUACAGAGGCAAAGCCUUACAUUUGCUACUUUAAAAACAAUAUUUAUUUUAGAGUCGACACAAGAUACCUUAGCCAUAAGAAAGGGGUAAGUGUCAGAGUCUCCAAACUCAGUUAAAUCCUUACUGUCCUUAUUGUCACAUUGGAACCCUCCUUCACCAGUAUUUCAUUCAGUUAGUUCCACAACACCUCCAGAGGGCUGAACAUUGAUCUAUAGUGUCCCAGAGCCACUCACCUCCAUGCUAGCUCUCAUAAUGCCAACAAGGAGACACUCUAAACUACCUACCCUACCACAUGGCCAUCAAACCCAAACAGCAAUGCCAUCUUCAACAGACCCAGGCUCCAUACAUGCAAGCUCCAAGUGGUCUGAUGCUACCUACCACAUGCAGAGCUAGGGUGAGGUGCCCUGACUCAGGCUAUAAUUUAUCCCCCCACAAGACUAGACUGAUGCUUUUCCUCCUCCUACGCCUUCUUUUUCAUGACGGAUGGCAGGAAAGAAAAGGAAAGAGCAGAGUAUGAGGAAAGAAACCUACAGAUACUGGGCUUUGCCACGUCACCCUUGGCCCUGAACUGCUCCAUCCUCCCGAUGGCCAUCCUCCAGGCCUAUUCCAGGCCAUGACCCCAUCCCAGCUGACCCCAGGUAUGCAAAGUCUUCCUGAAGAGGAGUCACGUUGCAGGCCCCGACUCAGACCGACUGCCUCAUGUCGAGUGGAAACACUUGAGAGCCAGUUGCAGCACAGGCAGCAAUGUUCAGCCUACAUUUUCUAUGCUGGAAUUUCUGAGUACUCCCUUAUAUGGGUUAUUCAAUUGUAGGUGUCUUCAUGUGGUGAUGUUUGGUGGUGCAAACCUUGCAUCCUUCUGCUCCGACGGCAAGGGACACCAGACCGCCUGUCAGCUGGAUUAGCAGCUGCUGUAGCCAUAUAGUUCCAUCUCUUUGAAAGCCAAGGGAAUCCUCAGCAGAUCCCAGUAAACUGUAUUUUUGGACAAUUCUCCCUACAGCAACUUUUGCCAUCUUUUGUCUUUUCCUUUCUUUGGUAGCCUGCUGAUAUUUGUUCCUGGUGUCUUUAAUCAAGGAUACAGAAAAGUCUUUCUGAUUAACUUCACUGGCCAAUUUGCUGUUCUCUUUUUCAAUCAUGUUUCUGUCUUCUGUUGACCUUGUCCUCAUCUUCUGAUGUUGCCUGCAGACAACGGCAAUAAAUUAGUCACCACUUCUUUGAUGGCACUUAAAAUGGCAAGCAGCCAUUAACUUUAUUCAUUUCCGACCCUUAAAACUAUCACGUGCAACUUCAAUAGAUAAGGGUACUUAAUCUCUGCUAGUUUUCUUAAUUCAAAGAGGAAAUUCUCUAUCUCAAACACUGAACCUUGACAUUCUCACUUUCGUUGCAGCUCUGGGGCACUUUGAAUUUCACAUUACCUGGUCAGAUUUUUUUAAAGAAUAAUCUAUGAUGAAAUACUUCAAACAUGGACAAUAUAAUUAUUCUACUGGGAAAAUACUACAUACAUAAAUGCAAAUAGGAUAACCACAAACCCUCCAUAGUCUUUUUAAAAGUAAAUGUCAGCUGUCUGUUAAACUGGCUGAAAAAAACAGUUUCUCAAAAAACUAUUUGAAACCAUGUCUUUUUUUUUUCUAAAACUUGAAUAAUUUAAUUUUAAUGAUCAGGUAACACAUUUCCCCAUCAAUAACACAUGGAUAUUCAACAUCUGAUUCCUGCUUUUUGUUUAUUUUGUACCCCAAGUAUUUAUGUAACAAACAUAUUUUUUUGUUACAUAAUAAAGUGUUGUUUUCCCUCACACAUAAUAAAAGGUGUCUUCCUAAAUGAGGAUGUCAUGGAUGAUGUCUUGUUAUUUUUAAGGAGGGAUGGUGGAUAUCUUAAGGCCCUUCUUCCCAGCUUGUUCAUUUGACCAGGCAGCCAGCUCAAGAAGAACCUAGGCUGUGCAAAACUUCUUCAAUUUGAUGAUAAUGAGAACUUUUUGCUGCUUUUGGCCAAUUGUAGUCAUUUCCCACUCAUUUUCCCCCACCUUUUUGCUGCU